AGAUUUUUUUUGAUAAUUUCCAUGCUUCUUUUUUAACUUAUAAGAAUUGAAAGAGGGUGAUUACAUUGCUUAGUUUAUCUAAACCAGAAAACAAACUUUCGUUCAUGAAAUCGUAUGGUUAGUUUUGAGAGAAAAAUCCGAUUGUUGCUUCCCGUAGCGAACGAAUCAAGCGAGGCGAUGGCGCAGCCUGGAACCGAGACAAAAGCAAGCGACCUAGCCAUCCUAGUAAUCACUCUUAUACUCUUCGCGAUCUUCAUCGUUGGCUUGGCUUCGAUUUGCUUUCGCUGGACCUCUCGCCAAUUUUACUCGCAAGAAUCCAUCAACCUGUUCACUGACUCCGACGUUGAAUCCCGUACGAGUAUUACGGCGGCGCGUGGGCUCGACGAGGCUAUCAUCAACUCAUUCCCGACGUUUCUCUACUCGGAGGUGAAGGAGCGUAGGAUCGGGAUAGGUGGAGUCGAGUGUGCGGUGUGUAUCUGUGAGUUCGAAGACCAUGAAACGCUGCGUUUGAUGCCUGAGUGCUGCCACGUGUUUCACGUUGAUUGUGUAAGCGUCUGGCUCUCUGAUCACUCCACGUGUCCGCUCUGUCGUGUGGAUCUUUUCUUACAACCGGGUGAGAGAAGCUACUUGAAUCCGGAUCCGGAUCCUGUAGAAUCUACAAACUCGCAUUUGUUUGAUGGUGUGACGUGGACCAAUAGGAACAGACCGUCUCGGUCAUGGUCAACGAGAUUGUCUCAAUGUCGAGUCUCCCAGAUAUUAAUCUCAAGAUCGCAUUCGACCGGGCAUUCUGUGGUUCAACCUUUAGAUAAUUUAGACCGGUUUACGCUUCGGUUACCAGAAGAAGUCCAGAGGCAACUGACAAAGAAGACGGUGGACCAUGCGGCAUUACCUCAUGCAAGGAGCUCGCGGCGCGGUUACAGAAGCAGAAGCGCCGGAAGCAGAAGCGAGAGGAGUGUCUUCUCAUACCAACAGAAUAACCAUAACAAUAAUCGGCGGAUACAUUCCUUCUCUGAUUGUGCAUGGUCCACCUCCUGUGGCGGAGAAGCGGUGACUCUGCCGAAGGAUCUUUCGACACCGAUGGAUUCCCGCCGAAUAUCAUUUGAACGAUUCCAGCCAGAUGAUCGAGUGUAGAUAGGCAAUUUUGUUGGCGUGUGUUUUUUGUUAACAACAUCUGUUUUGCUAUCAUUUGCCUUUCGAACAUGACAAUUUUCAAGACCAAAAAAGAACACAAUAGAUAAAAUAAAUGUCAGAAGUGGGA
Arabidopsis arenosa is the source of this 1258-nucleotide messenger RNA. The record is from the annotation of a GenBank genome assembly. NCBI's taxonomy places the organism in Eukaryota, Viridiplantae, Streptophyta, Magnoliopsida, Brassicales, Brassicaceae.